Messenger RNA from Striga hermonthica, 651 nucleotides. The record is from the annotation of a GenBank genome assembly. Lineage: Eukaryota; Viridiplantae; Streptophyta; Magnoliopsida; Lamiales; Orobanchaceae.
AUGGCAACUGAAAAGCUCUGCUCUGGAAGAUUCCCGGAUUCGUUGCAGUUGUGGACAUUACGGCUAUCCAUAGAGAUGAACGGCACUCUCGGCGAAUCUCCUUAUCCAACCAAGGGUGACCUAAAAUACAUCUUUGAGCUUCUGAGAAAUGUUCUGAUGAAAGUUCGUGUUUCAGAAGCUGAAAACUUGUGGGUUAUGGGGCUGAAAUACUUUGCAAAUCAUAGACACUAUUUUGACAAGCUUGUGAAGAUUUCAAUCUUGGCUCUGGCCAGGGAUGGAGGGAGUGAGGGUGGAUUUUCACUCUCGUCGACAAUUUUAAGUUACUUACUACAGAAGGAUGGAGUUGAAAGUGCAAGAGAGACGUACAAGCAGUUUCUAGCUUUACCUCACCCUGGACUCGCUAUAUUCAGGAACUGCAUCGAGCUAGAAUCGAACCUUGCAUCUGCUGGGGACAAGAGGGCCCUUGCCAAUGCUCGAAAACUGUAUGAUUCUGCACUUGCGACUUACGAUCAAGAUGCGAGCCUGUGGCGGGACUACUGUUUGAUGGAAGUCAAAAUGGGAAGCUCUGAAACUGCUGCAGCUGUCCACUGGCGUGCAAUGAAGUCCCUCAAAGACACCGGUGCUCUUCGUUCCAGUAUAAUUUUGUCGUGA